CACACCAGCGCUCUCUCAGUAGUGUUUAUUGUUUGAGGCAGGCUGCAGUCAGCAGACGGUAGGAUGUUGAGGCUUCGCUGUAAGACCAAAAAUGGGAGCCACAUAAUGCAGGGUCUGACUCACCAGUCCUGUGUCCAAGAGCUGAAGAGUAAGGUGGAGGAGCUGACUGGUAUCCCCUGUGAUGUGCAGAAAAUUAUGGUUGGAUACCCACCAUCCAGUCUUGAUCUUCGAAAUGGAGAUGCUCACCUCAAGGAUUACCCAAUCAAAUCAGGAGACACACUCAUUGUUGAGGAAGAGAAAAACAAACCAAAGCCUCAGGAUCAUCCUACUGUGAAGAAACCACUGCUGCCGGAAGCCUCACCUGUGCUGGCCCGUCGAGUGGUCCCAGCUGACAACUCCUGCCUCUUCACCAGUGUUUAUUAUGUGGUGGAAGGUGGCGUAUAUGACCCUGCAUGCGCUCCUGAGAUGCGGAGCCUCAUUGCCCAGAUUGUGUCUAGUGACCCCACAGCUUACUGUGAAGCCGUGCUGGGAAAGACCAACGAGGAGUACUGCUCCUGGAUAAAACGUGAUGACACCUGGGGCGGAGCCAUCGAGGUGUCCAUCUUAUCCAAGUUUUACCAGUGUGAGAUCUGUGUGGUGGACACUCAGACAGUCAGAGUGGAUCGAUUUGGAGAGGAUGCUGGCUAUCACAAACGUGUGCUGCUCAUCUACGAUGGUAUCCACUAUGAUCCUCUGCAGAAAGAAACUCCCGACUCUGAGGUUCCACCCCAGACUAUCUUCUCGACAACAGACGACGUCAUUCUGGCCCAGGCCCUUGAGCUGGCGGACGAGGCUCGCCGCAAGCGGCAGUUCACGGACGUAAACCACUUUGCAUUGCGUUGCAUGGUGUGUCAGACGGGCCUGGUGGGACAAAAGGAAGCUCGAGAGCAUGCCAAGGAGACAGGUCACACUAAUUUUGGGGAAGUGUGAGCGUGAUUUUUUUGUCCUUUAUUUCCCCUUCACAAAUAGAACCACCACCAAACAUGUGCCCCAUGUCUGGCAACUGUGUCAGUCUGUAUGUCCGUCUGCUCGUGUGAUCCUCUACCUCAUAUUGUCCAGCGACAUCUAUGGAGAAUCUGCAGACACUGUGUUCAGCCUCUAACCUGUUCAGUAUUACUUUUUAACCGGAGUCAGUUCUCAAAGUCAGAAAUGCUUCUGCUGUGCACUGAUGUCAUAAGACCAUUACACAUUAGUUUAGGGGUGGUUUCCAAUUUGUUUCUAUGGGUUCAUAAAAAUAUGCAAACAAUUCACAGGAUUUGUUUGAUUCUGAGAUUUUACUCAAUGAUUGGGUUGUACCCAUUAAACCCCACAAUCUGGCUCUGCAAAGACUAUAACUAAACACCCUCUGAUAAUUAUUUGUACUAUGAUGUGACCCUACUCACCAUUGUCUUAAUGGCACCACGUUUGACUGUUAUACAUCUUGGUCACAUAGCAUGUUUAUCAUUAUUAUUAUUAUUAUUAUUAUAAUUAUCAUCAAUAAUUACAAAUGGAUUAUUUGGUUAACCUGAGAUGUCUUAAGUGUUUAGCACAGUUGGACUGUUUUCCUGCUAAGAUGGAGUCAUCCCUAUUAAAUAUGUUCUAUUUUAACCUCACCUUUAAAAUGUCCAUGCAGUGGCCAGUGAGACUGAGGUUAUGCAAUGUGAAAUACAAUAUUAUAUUAUAAACUGUAAUUCAAAAUUGCAUACAUGGGUCAUUUUUCCAUUUAUUUAAAGUGUCACAGUUAUAUUUGUGCUUAUUUCAAACUGAAUACAAAAUUUCAAGAAAUAUUUAUAUGAUGGUGCUAAAAACAGUGCAUAGAAAAAAAUAUAUCACUUUGAUUUUCUUUAUUGGUACAAGAGUUUUGGAGAGGAGUGUUGGGGUUUUUUUUCCAUUUAUUUGUGAAACUUUGGGGUGAGAAAUUAGAGGAGAUAGUUCUCAGAUUGUGUUUUGCUUUUCUUUGAAACUCAAAUUGAAUUCUCCAGAACCAGUACAGCAGUUUUCAUGUGAGUUUGACAAUGGAGAACUGAAUUUGAGACUUUUUUUUAUAUAGUAUAGUAAGUAUACACAUUGUUUUUUGGUUCAGAUUUUGGACGAGAUGAUGGGAAUGAAGUAAAAGCAGAGCCAAAAUGUCAAAUUAUGAUUUUUCUCCUUACUGUGUUUUCUUGGGGAGGGGGGUUUGUUUUAUUUCACCAGUAACACUGGAUCACUCAGCUUGCAUACAAGUGAAAAAUGGCUUUGUGUUCUUUUGUAAUAACUUAAGUUCUCAUAACUCGUGAAGCUCAAUAUCAAUGAAUGUUGCAUACAAAGCACUACAGAACAACUGGAUUUACUUGAUUUUUUUUUUCAGUGUUGCAUCACAAUUAAAAGUCAUAGCCAAUU
Solea senegalensis (Senegalese sole) is the source of this 2397-nucleotide messenger RNA. RefSeq names its product YOD1 deubiquitinase (gene yod1). Bases 64 to 969 code for a protein of 301 amino acids. Gene Ontology annotation, biological process: protein deubiquitination; endoplasmic reticulum unfolded protein response. Gene Ontology annotation, cellular component: nucleus; cytosol. Gene Ontology annotation, molecular function: protein binding; cysteine-type deubiquitinase activity. The transcript has 3 exons. The record is from RefSeq and is a predicted model, not a curated record. Lineage: Eukaryota; Metazoa; Chordata; Actinopteri; Pleuronectiformes; Soleidae.